Engraulis encrasicolus (European anchovy) is the source of this 1440-nucleotide messenger RNA. RefSeq names its product MANSC domain containing 1 (gene mansc1). NCBI's taxonomy places the organism in Eukaryota, Metazoa, Chordata, Actinopteri, Clupeiformes, Engraulidae. Bases 1 to 1440 code for a protein of 479 amino acids. The record is from RefSeq and is a predicted model, not a curated record. The transcript is spliced from 3 exons.
AUGUCUCAGAGCCUCGUCAGCCGCCUCUCCUGGUCCAGACGGACAUGGACACAACAGCAGUCGCUCCUCAUCACCGCCCUGGUGGUGGUCCUGUGUAUCGCUUCUUCUCCCGUCGAAGCGAUGGACAAGGAGACGUGCUACUCCCGGCAGCACCGCGAUGUCAUCGUGGACGUGAGGGUAGCCCUCACCAGGCCGGGCACCACCAUGGAGGCUCGCGUCAUGGCCUUGGAGAAGGACUGCAUCCUCUCCUGCUGCUCGCAGGAGGUCAAACCAGGUUUAAAGUGCAAUAUGGUGGUGUUCAAAACGAGCAAGUCAACCCAAGACACCCAAGAAAACUGUUUCCUGUUCAACUGUGCAACGGAACAGGACUGUCCGCUAAUGGCUUCCAAAGAGGUCAACACAUAUGACAUUUUCAGAGGCCACAUGCUUCCCCCGGCGAAGGCAACCCCCAGACCACCACCUGCCAAGCCCACCACCAUUGCCACCACCACGACUACCACGACGACCACAACCACUGCCCCAACUACCACAACAACAACUACUACUCCUGCACCCACCACAACAACCACUACAACUACAACCACCACAACACCAGCUACUACGACGACCACGACACCAACCACCACAACUACCACAGCUCCAACCACCACCACCACGGAACCACCCACACUGAUCAUGCUGACUAUGCCGCCCGACCCUGAACCUCCCCAGCCACCCACGACUACCCCGACAACCACCACCACCACAACAACCACCACCACGAAAGCCACCACAACCACUACCACCAAAAAGCCUGCGCCACCACCACCGCCGGCACCAGGUCCACACCAGGUCCACCCCCCACAUCCCCCCAAGCCAGUCAGGCCAGCGCAGCGUCCACACCCACGCCCCCGUCCUGGACAUCCUCCACAGCAGCCACCGCCACCACCAGCCAAACCACCAACGCAUAAACCCACCACAACUACUACUACUACCACCACUACUACUACAACUACUGAACCAACCACUACUGAACCAACUACUACUACUACUACUACUCCUACCACUACUACGACUACUACUCCCCCGACUACAACUACCACUACCACUACCACCACCACCACCACUACCACGACACCCGCACCCACCACUGAAAGGACCACGUCUGCUUUUGCAGCCAUGGAGUACGAGCUGAAGGCGGAGGCCCGCAACGUUCUUGGUUCUGGGGGCCCUGCUUCAGGCGCCGGUGCUGGCGCUGCUGGUGCUGGUGCUGGAGCUGUGGGCUCGGGUAAGCCGGCGGUGUCGCGGGCCGCCUGGAAGACCAGCCUGGUGGCCGUGGUGCUGGUGGGGCUGGCCUUCGUCACCAUGGCGCUGGCCAUCGUCGGCCGCAAGGCCAUGGAGUCGUUCGACCGGCGACACUACACGCGUCUGGAGCUCAACGACCUGCACUACGAGGUGUGA